AUCCGAGAAAUCAUUCAAGAACAACUCGAAGAAGAUGGAUCUAGAAGAUUGGGAAUUACUCCCCAAAAACAUCUACAAGGGUCUCGAACUUGAUAUCGGUCAUGACGAGGAUCAUGAAGCUACGAAGAUGAUGAGAAACACCGGAAAAAGCUUCGACAGUGAUUACUUCAUCUGCCCAAUUCAAGAUUCUGUCGUAAAAACAGAGCUUCUUCAUCAGAGAUCUAGCGUGGUCCCCACACAACUCUUCCAAAUUCCCAUAACUUGGGAACCUUUAUCCCCCGUGGACGACGACAAAGAUCACAAGAAGUACCCGGAUCCGGAUUUCUCGGAACCAGACCCGGAACUGUUGACGGAGUCUCUUCCGUCGCCGAGAAUAACCUUCAAGAAAACGAAGGAAACCGAAUUUGCCGACAUGAAAAUAGAUUCACCACCAGCGAGGUUCGCUAGUCCUCUGACUCAGAACGAUGAGAAACACUCUGACUCAGAAGGAGGGUUAGGAGGAGAGUCCUAUGCUGAGAUCAUGGGAUCAGAGGUUGAAGAAGGUAGUGACUUGAGGAGCAAGAAAGAGGUUGAUUGGGAUGAAGGUGAAAAAAUGAAUCUGUGGAAAAAAGGUCUUAAUGGAAUUGGAGCUAUAUGUUCAUUUGGUGUUGCUGCUGCUGCUGCCACCAUAUGUGUCUUGUUCCUUGGACACAACAGUAGCAUCCAAGGUGGUCGGAACAAGAACCAGAUCCUCAGGUUCCAGAUUUACUCUGAUGAUAAUAAGCGAAUGAACGAGGUAGUGAAACAUGCAACAAAGCUAAAUGAAGCAAUCUCUGUGAUGAAAGGUCUUCCGGUGGCAAGAGCUCAAAUAUCUUUUGGAGGAUACUACGAUGCACUUUGAAACAUAGCCACCGUUUACAAUAACUGAAUCAGCACAUCAGAUCCAAUGUCUUCUGCUUAAUCACCAACGGGGCUCUAUAGCUUAUGUGUUUACGUAUUUAGGAUAUUCAAUAAAUAAUGUUUGUAAAU
Molecule: messenger RNA, 1008 nt
Organism: Arabidopsis arenosa
Lineage: Eukaryota; Viridiplantae; Streptophyta; Magnoliopsida; Brassicales; Brassicaceae
Source: the annotation of a GenBank genome assembly